Messenger RNA from Coccidioides posadasii C735 delta SOWgp, 1121 nucleotides. RefSeq lists its product as uncharacterized. The record is from RefSeq and is a predicted model, not a curated record. NCBI's taxonomy places the organism in Eukaryota, Fungi, Ascomycota, Eurotiomycetes, Onygenales, Onygenaceae.
CUGUGGGCGAUGGACUUGAUCAAUUUCGAUCCUGCAACCGCUGCUUGACUCUGUUCGAGUUGCACUGGCGAUCGUCCAAGGCCGUUUGCACUCGGUCCUUCUCGUGACCUCUCUCGAUGAUCUCACGAACCACACGCUUUUUCCCUGUCACGAUAUAACCCCUAGAAAUAAUAACCACAAGAGAGCCCGGCCUUCGGUUUGCAACCCAUUGCGGGUUCUUGUGAAGGAUGCGAGCAGGACUCUCGUUGCUCCUCCCCAUCCUCGUCCAAGCGACCGGCUACGACCGCACCUCUCCCUUCCACCAGCCCGUCAUCGACGGCUCCGAUAUCAUCGCCCGCGACGGCAUCGAAGCUCUUUUACUUCUUAAACGCCAGAACGGCUGUCCAGCAGGUUUCAACUCAUGUGCGUUCCUAGAUGCACCCGGCGCCUGCUGCCAAAGGGACACGAUAUGUUCUCGCGAUGAUGCGAACAACAUCGCAUGCUGCCCGACGGGCGCAGCCUGCACCGGAAUUCUAACCCAAUCGUCCUCCGCAACCACAUCUUCUGGCUUCAUGUUUCCAGAGCCAGGCACCGCGACGACGACAAAUCCCCCAUCCCUGACCGGCAGCACAGUUCCCAAUGCCCCUUUUCCCUUUGUAUACAUACCCACAAGCUUCAGAAACCAGCCAGAAUGCGUGCAAUCAUACUCCGGCUGUGUGUCGCAGUUCCAAGCUUGCGCCAGCUCCCUAGGCGGAGUUAAUGGAGUGACAAUAAGCGGUGCAGACGGCGCCGGAACGACAGUACAGGGAGUAGAACCCACCGCGGACGCCCAGUCGAUUUGCCUUAGUCUCAGUCGCGAAGCCUGCUACGGUCUUCAGGAAGCCUACUGCACCGCUUUCCAGGACGGUAGCUCUGGGGCAUCGCCGCCAUCGACCAGGACUUCGCCUCUUUACGAGAUCCUGACCGGACUCGGGAUCGCUCUUGCAGGGAUGAUUGCUUAAACGAGAAGAUGAUAUUAUGUCCGAUUCGUACUUUCCACGACUUCUCUCUGAAUGGAAAAAGGGAGGUAUCGCUAUGCCGUGAUGUCCAUUUACUCUUGGUUUAUGUCUAUUGAUUUACGCUGUACAUAUUGCACUCACAGG